Messenger RNA from Danaus plexippus (monarch butterfly), 646 nucleotides. It is a transcript of the gene RpS10b, whose product is annotated as small ribosomal subunit protein eS10. The record is from RefSeq and is a predicted model, not a curated record. The transcript is spliced from 4 exons. Gene Ontology annotation, cellular component: cytosolic small ribosomal subunit. Gene Ontology annotation, molecular function: RNA binding; structural constituent of ribosome. NCBI's taxonomy places the organism in Eukaryota, Metazoa, Arthropoda, Insecta, Lepidoptera, Nymphalidae. Bases 145 to 621 code for a protein of 158 amino acids.
AGAAAACAAAAAUUAUUUUGUUUAUUCAGAAGGUAAGUCAAUCGUCAAAACUACAUUGACAUUGACAGCAAAGUUUUGGUAAUCUGUUCUAUGUCUCACGGCUGUCUUUUCUUUGUCAAAAUACGGCGAAGGUAGCGUAUCAAGAUGUUGAUGCCCAAACAGAACCGUGUCGCUAUCUAUGAAUACCUCUUCAAAGAGGGUGUCAUGGUAGCCAAAAAAGACUACCAUGCACCCAAACACAUUGAUCUGGAGAAAAUCCCCAACCUCCAAGUUAUCAAGGCAAUGCAGUCCCUUAAAUCUAGAGGUUAUGUUAAGGAACAAUUUGCAUGGAGGCAUUUUUACUGGUACCUUACAAAUGAGGGCAUCGAGUAUUUGAGGAUUUUCCUGCAUCUGCCCCCUGAAAUUGUCCCAGCCACUCUGAAGCGUUCAGUGCGUACGGAGACAGUUCGUCGGGGUGCUGUGGGUCGGCCAGAUGCCCCCGCACGCUCCGCCGAAGACAGAUCUGCCUACCGCAGAGCACCCCCAGCUGGUGGACAUGAUAAGAAGGCUGAUGUCGGACCGGGCUCAUCAGAUGUUGAAUUUAGAGGAGGAUUUGGACGUGGAAGACCCGCCCCUAAUUAAGCUAAAUAAAAUUACAAUUAUGUAA